Molecule: messenger RNA, 1461 nt
Organism: Ambispora leptoticha
Lineage: Eukaryota; Fungi; Glomeromycota; Glomeromycetes; Archaeosporales; Ambisporaceae
Source: the annotation of a GenBank genome assembly
AUGAAUUCAUCAGCAUCCAACAAUCUCGAUGUGCAUAACGCGGGUGAAAGUUAUCGAUUGGCAUUUGGAAUGUCGGGAUCGGUGAUUAAUGCUGGAGGGAGUAAUUAUAAUGUGCUUGGGAAAGCAUUAGAAACAACUUCAGGAACCAUUAAGACGGAAAAUGUUGAACGUUAUUUUACGCAUUCUGCAAAAUUUAACAUGGAAAAAUCCAAGGAAAAGAUGACACAAGCAAAAAAGAAACCGUGCUUGAAAUCCUGUAUUUUAACCACUCGGUUUCCCUCGGAAGAAACAUCAGAGCCGCUUCCAUUAACUGUUCACGAUGUAUACAAAACAAAAACUAUACCUACUCAAUCACCACAAAACUCGGUCAUACCUCCAGAUGUAAUGGUUACAUCUGGGAAAGCAUGGGUCUCAUUUUUGCCAUCACCCACGGAUUCAGUAGACCCACAGAUGCCUGAACCUAAUUCGAUUCAUAAGCAGUGGCCAAUUGGACAACUUGAUAAACUAGAUUGUGCUGAAAGUAGUAAGCAAUUUUAUGUUGAUGAUGUGAUUGAUCCGGGAAGAAAAAAUAUUGGUCACAGUGCAAAUGGUAUUUUUAAAAACUCGCCAGUGGUGGGGAAUAGUCUGGGGAAAAAUGACAUGGCUGAAUUUAACGAUGGAUCAACUAAGGCGACGAGAGACAAAGCAAACGACAAAACCAUCACUUCGAUGAGAACUGCUAGAAAAACCAUGGUUCAAGAAAGCAAAAAAUCCAUGAUUCGCAUAUGCGGAUCUUUGGUUAAAAAUGACGAAAUCAUUCCAUCAAUAAUUACACGAUCUGCUCAGAUAUCAUCGAAUUUUAAAAAUGCCUUUAGAGAAAUAAAACCAACCUGUUGUUCUUCCGACGAGGACGAACCAGUACCCAGAAAGUUGUAUAGAACAACACAAAAACAUAAAGGAUCUGGUUGUUAUACAACGAAUUCUACCUCGGACGAACAGUCUGACAAUGAUGAACUUACUACUAGAGGAACUGUGGCUACUUCACCAUCAACUUCAACAAAUACAAUUUCUAUGAAUCUGAAUCACGCGACGACGACGCAAAACUUUGCGUCUGACAAUGUAUUUGCAACACAAAAUACGACUUCCCGUGACCUUUUCAAUCACAAUUUCGUGCUCGGGAGUCUUCCUAUGAAUCCUAAUUACGCGAUGGCACUAAACUUUGCAAUUGGUAAUUUAUUCGGCAAUAUUCUACCCCAAAACACAAUCUCCGGUGACUUAUUCGCGUCCGGCGGUCUAAUCCCUCCAAAAAUAGCUCCUUUUGGCACUAGGCCGCGAACUUUCCCGUUGGGUAGUUUAUUUCGUUUCCGAGUUACACCGUCUUCUAUCGAAACGGUGCAACUCGGAAAACGGCGAAAAGGCCCGUUAUUUUACGAAGAGACUCAAUUCAAAGCACGAAAGAAGACAAAAAUAUCGCAUGAUUAA